AUGGCUCGCGCCGAGGACGGCACCAUCUACGCGCGCAAGGGCAGGGAGGGCAUCGCCAUUGCCAAGACGAACCAGGCCAUCCUCAUCGGCCACCACGGCGAGGCCGCCGUCGCUGGCAACGCGAGCGCGGCGGUGCAGAAGCUAGCUGACUACCUCAUCGGCCUCAGCUACUAA
Verticillium alfalfae VaMs.102 is the source of this 174-nucleotide messenger RNA. RefSeq lists its product as hypothetical. Bases 1 to 174 code for a protein of 57 amino acids. The record is from RefSeq and is a predicted model, not a curated record. The transcript is spliced from 2 exons. Gene Ontology annotation, molecular function: actin binding. Lineage: Eukaryota; Fungi; Ascomycota; Sordariomycetes; Glomerellales; Plectosphaerellaceae.